Penaeus indicus is the source of this 3041-nucleotide messenger RNA. RefSeq lists its product as uncharacterized. The record is from RefSeq and is a predicted model, not a curated record. The transcript has 8 exons. NCBI's taxonomy places the organism in Eukaryota, Metazoa, Arthropoda, Malacostraca, Decapoda, Penaeidae. The coding region runs from base 424 to 2484 and encodes 686 amino acids.
CGCAUAGGGGUUUGUGUGUCUGAGUCAUCAACGGCAAAACGGGUGUGAUAAGUUACUCAUUGCAUUACUUGCCAGAACCAAGUCUGAAUUAAGUUUGUCUAAAUUUGAGCAUUUAUAUGGUGAUGAUGGAAGUGAACCAUUAUUAAGCAAGACAGUUAAAAUCCUGAUAGUGAGGGACAGUAUAAUUUCUACUCAAGUCUCAGCCCUACGCACCAAAGAGCAAUGGAAGUCCUGAUUGCCAUUCAGCCGAACCUUGUGACACGCUUCAAUGGCCUCCAGUGUCUCCAGGGAGAUGAAAUUCUGCCUUGCACUCGGGCAUACACCAAUGGAAUCCUGCGCUGCUUCCAGUUUUAUUGCACCUAAAGGAUUCCCACAGAGCAUCUGGGUCUGUCAGGUUUUCAAGCUGUUGCACGACUUGGCAGAAUGACCGCUGAUAUGAAGGAGCGAAAGUCUGAAAGUCUUUUCUCCUUCAAACGGAGCAACAACCGAUAUUCGUUGCAUCUAGAAAAAAACUCAAAAAAGGAUGAUGUUCAGCUUAAAAGAGCAUCCUGGUCAUCUUUUCCUCUCCUUAAAUUUGCUUCAUUUGACGACAAAAGUUCCCGAAAUUUGACAAAUGUUAAAAGUCAAAGCAGUGAAGACAUUAAGCGCCAGCAGAAUAUUAGCACACCUAAAAUCGGAUGUAGCUUCCUCCGAGGAUCGAAUGCAAGCAUAAGAAGUGUAAUUUCCAAUUCUUCGUCUUCUUCAUCCUCGACGUCAAGUCCAAGCAUGAGUUCAGGCUCGAGUGGAAAGAGUUCCAUCACCAGUAUUCUGGAAGGAUCUGUUUCUGAUAGCCACUAUGAUUCGUGUAGCACUGUAGAGGAUGUCCCUUAUCUCGGUGUCCAACCACAGCCGCUCCUCCACAGAGAUAGUCUCUCAAGAAGCACUAGCGAUGUUAUCCCAUUUGUCAGGCACAGCCACAUUUUCAGGGAGGAGAGAGGAGCAUCAUCUUCUGUACCAUCAUUAUUUCAAGAAGAAGUAUCCGUUACUUCUCCUAAAAUAAUAUAUGCCCAUAAAAAGACUCCAGAUGUUAAAAGAAAAUUGAGAAAACAGCUUGUACAAGAACUUGAAUUUGUGAAAAGGAACGGAUCUUUGCCUGAGAAUUUAGAAGUGAUCCAAUCAAAAUUAUGUAACGAAAAGGAGAACGUCAUCCCAAGGAGCAGUUCUCAAAAACAUGUAACGAAACCAAAAUCAAGUUUUAGAUUUAUGCAAAGCUAUAAAUUCUUAAGUAAAUUAGAGAAUAAAGGUAACAAGAAAUCAAGGAUGCAAAAAGAUAAACGGAUAGAAAUGACUGAGUCAUCAGCCCCAUAUCAGGGGGAGCCGGACGUGAGGGAGAACCCCGGAGAUAACCUUAAGGCUGCGCUCUUCGAAAAUCUCACGUCCUCUCACAGCAGUCUCCUUGAUGCGUGUGAGGAUCCCAGCACUGAAACUGUGCCUUACUCUGUCAGCGCAUUUCUCGCCAGUGAUCUUGUUGGCUUUGAAGAGGGUGAUAUUAAUUUUGGGGUUAUAAAUGAGAUUAUAGAAGAAGAAGAUAGUGAAUGUGAUUUGAGUGAAUUUAUGACAUAUGCAGAAGAAAGCUAUCGAUUUGAACGCCGACUCGAAGACAAAUUAGAAAUGCUUGAGUACAGGGAGGAAUCCAACGACAAGAAAAACAGCGAAGGAGAAACAAGUGAAAGAAAUGUCAUAGGGAAUGGAAAUAUACAAAAUCUUGUAAAGAGAACAGAAAUGAAGCUCAAUCUUGUUAAGCCUCACAGCAAGCCCUUGAAUCAGGUCUACAGAUCGCGGCUCCUACGUCACAUAUCCGAGGAGCCAGACAGCGGAGCCAGCGGAGGGGAGGAAGAGGUCGAGCUACGGUCUUCUCCGCGGACUCCAGGCACGCCAAGGAGCCCGGGAAUCGACAUUGAUGAUGUGUUCAAGCAGAAACAAAAAGAAAUCGAAGAUGGUAACAAGGAUGACAUGUCUCGAGUCCGAGAUCUUACUGCGAGGCUGAAGUUAGCUACGCGACGACCGUCCUAUCUUGACUGGCUGAAUUCUGUUCAAAAUCGCAGUAAGGAGAUUGGAAGGGUGUUGGAGCUACAUCCACCUAGAGUCUUAGAGGAAGGUGUUCUUGAGGAAGAGAUCACAGAUGAAUCAAGAAAAAAAAAUCUGAAAAGUGCACUGAAUUGGUUGAAGACGGAACUGCAAGAAAUGCGACAACAAGAUCAGCAGUUGGCAAGGCAGUUGAUGCAAUUAAGGAUAGAAUUGCAGAGAGUUCGGCUUCUGCGUUCAUGUAAUAAUCAUCAAGCACUUGUAGACGAAGUCAGGAAUGAAGCAGAGGAAGCCAGGACGUUUGAAUCAUCGGAUCUCUGUGAUGUGCCUCAAGACCUCAGAGAGGCGUUUUCACCAGUGCUUCGAGAAAUAGGUGUAACGAGGAUGAACAUCACAAGUCGUCGAUUCUCUCUACGGUGAAUGACUUUUUCAUGCUGUAAAUUUCUUUUGUAUAGUAAUACAUCAGUGAAUAUAAAUGCACUUCUAGCACGUGCAUAUGUACAACAGAUAAUUUCCGAUAAUUGUCAAAUGACAUUGUCACCUGUGUCAGGAUAUGCAGCAUGUUUAAGAUGUUUUAGGAAUUAAGUUAUAUUUCUAUCAAAUUAUAAACACAAACAUAAAAACAUGCAACCUUCUUGUCAGAUGAAAAGUUAAGAUACAGUUGUGAUUCCUUGAGAAGUGAAUUUUCUCUGAUUAUGAUUAAUUCAGUCAAAAUAGGUCCAAAACACAAGUAUUGCAAGAAACUUAUUUUGUCACUUUGCUUUUGUAUAAAGUUCCCUUUAAAAAAUAUUGACAGACCCAAGUAUGGGUGGAAAAUUUGUUUAACUGAGAAAAUAUCAAAAGGAUGGCUUAAAUGCAUGGGUAUUUAACAGUAAUUACACUUCCCAUGCACCCUGAUGUAAUAAAUGUAAUGAUUAAAAUUUCCCUUAAUUUUGAAUGACACUUCACUGCAAUAUGGUCAAGUUUAAAAAAAUUGU